Molecule: messenger RNA, 1266 nt
Organism: Dipodomys spectabilis (banner-tailed kangaroo rat)
Lineage: Eukaryota; Metazoa; Chordata; Mammalia; Rodentia; Heteromyidae
Gene: Gltpd2
Product: glycolipid transfer protein domain containing 2
Exons: 4
Coding region: 31-930 (299 amino acids)
Biological process (GO): intermembrane lipid transfer; ceramide transport
Cellular component (GO): cytoplasm; cytosol; membrane
Molecular function (GO): ceramide 1-phosphate transfer activity; ceramide 1-phosphate binding
Source: RefSeq, a predicted model, not a curated record
CCUUUCCUCUCCUGGAGUAGAAAGGACUGCAUGUGGCUCGGGGCUGGGGAGGGGGCGGUGGUCCCAGUGAUAGCCAUGGUGGUUCUGCUACCACACCUGUGCCUGCAACGCUGCUUCCGCCUGGUUCCUCUCACUAUCUUCUCCUUGUUGCUUCUUUACCUCAUUGGGCAGAUUAUCUGUCUCCUAUUAGGCUGCAGGGCCCUGGCACAGUCCAGCAUUCCAGAUGGACCGCUGCUUUUCCAGGUCCAGCCAGAGCUGGAAGCCCAGGUGGCCCCAAAGGGGGAAGAUCCUGCGUGUCUAGGGCCUCAGGGAAUGCUAGGUCGCAUGGUGAGGCCCUUCCGGGCCAGUCUGAACCUCCAAGAGGACGUGGAGCUGGCUCAGUACCUGGCAGGGUGGAGGGAAUUUCUCAGGUUCCUAACUCCUUUGGGUUCCAUCUUCGCCUUCGCCUCCAGCGAGGCCUUCAGCAAGGUGACGGUCCUGGAGGCGCAGGUGCACGGCCCGCGUGCGGAGCACUACACGUCGCUGUCGACCAUGGCAGCGUGGGAGCGGCGGGCCGGGCUCCUCGAGCCGCCCUUGGCCGGGUCCUCGGGCUCGCGAACGCUGCUCGUGCUGCACCGCGCCCUGCGAUGGGCCCAGCUCUGCCUCUCCCGGGUGGCCACGGGCACGCUGGGAGACCCGGACGCCGGCGCGCAGUGCGCCGACGCCUACCGCACAGCCCUGGCCCCGCACCACCCCUGGCUGGUCCGUCACGCCGCCCGCCUGGCCUUCCUCGCCCUCCCGAGUCGCGAUCGCUUGCUGGAGCUGGCGUGUCCGGGAGCCAGCGAGGCGGACGCGCGGGCGGCGCUGGCCCGGGCGGCUGGCACCCUGGAGGACGUCUACAACCGCACCCAAAGCCUGCUGGCGGGACACGACCUGCUCCUGCUGGCUUGAGGAAGCCGCGCGCCCGGGGAAGGGGGCGUCCCGGGGGGCAGAAUCCCCGCAGCCUGGAGCCGCGCCCCCGGGACUGCGGGGAGCUGUCCAUCUGUCUGAUGCCCCGCCCUCCAGUGACGACAUCGCAGCUAAGACCCGCCCCCAGCCCUCACUGGCCCUGGACUGCGGGGAGCCGCCCGUCGCUCGGAUGCCCCGCCCUUCGGUGACGUCAUCGUCAAAGCCGCACCCCCCUUCCGCGUAUCCGCCCUCCCCGGAUGAGCGGCGUGGAAUAAAGUCACGGUUUGGCCUCUGCGGAUGCAGGAUGUUUUGUGUGAUGCCGGCAGGCGCCUGCAGGAA